Messenger RNA from Schistocerca americana (American grasshopper), 2169 nucleotides. Its product is annotated as solute carrier family 26 member 6-like. Gene Ontology annotation, cellular component: membrane. Gene Ontology annotation, biological process: transmembrane transport. Gene Ontology annotation, molecular function: oxalate transmembrane transporter activity; chloride transmembrane transporter activity; bicarbonate transmembrane transporter activity. The transcript has 9 exons. NCBI's taxonomy places the organism in Eukaryota, Metazoa, Arthropoda, Insecta, Orthoptera, Acrididae. The record is from RefSeq and is a predicted model, not a curated record. The coding region runs from base 1 to 2169 and encodes 722 amino acids.
AUGGCCGCCAGCAGAUCUCCGUCACGGCCGCGCCGAACUGUGUCCCCCGCGACGGUACCAGAGAGGAAGCCACCGCUUCCCCCGCAACCCAGCGGUUGGCAAAUACUGUGGAAGAGAUGCACUGCAUCUUGCAGCACUACCUGUGUGCUAGAACGCUUCAAGAAGCUGGUGCCGGCGGCGGAGUGGGUGCCGCGCUACCGCUGGCGGCAGCAGCUGGCGGGCGACCUGUCCGCGGGGCUGGUCGUGGCCGUGAUGCACGUGCCGCAGGGCCUGGGCUACGCGCUGCUGGCCGGCGCCGCCCCCGUCGGCGGGCUCUACGUCGCGCUGCUGCCCGUCUUCGUCUACGCCCUGUUCGGCACCUCGCGCCACAUCUCCAUGGGCACCUUCGCCGUCACCUGUCUCAUGACUGGCCAGAUCGUGUCGGAGCACGCGGGGGACGGUGUGACUCCCGAGGAGGUGGUGAGCAUGGUGUCGCUGUGGUGCGGCCUGCUGCUGCUGGCUCUGUGGGUGCUGCGGCUGGGGGCGCUGUGCCGCGUGCUGAGCGAGACGCUGGUGAGCGCCAUCACCACGGGCGCAGCAGUGCACGUCUUCACCUCGCAGCUGCUCGAGGCGCUGGGCGUGGCGCGCGACGCUCCCAAGCACCACGGCCUGCUGCGCCUCGUCUACACCUACGGGGACCUGUUCUCGGGCAGCCUGCCUCCCAGGCUGCCGGCCAUUGCCACCGCGCUUAUCACCAUCGCGGUGCUCGUGGUCUACCAGCUGGCUGUGCCCAAACUGGUCGGCCGCUGGCUGUCUGCCGAGCUGGUCGUCCUCGUCGUCACCACCGUUACCGCCUCGCAAGUUGAUUUCUCUGCCAGUUAUAUUGUUGGUGGUGGAACUGGUGGUGGCAGUGGCCGCAGUGGUGGUAGUGCAACUGCAGUGCAUCCAGAACUGAUUGCAUCUGCAAAUGAGGAGUCAGCUAUGUCUGGGGAAGUUGUGUGUAUGGGGGUUGAUACAUCAAGAGAUGAGUGCCGCGACGAUGGUGGUAAGGAGGCAAUGUGGAACAUGUCGGUGGUGGGGCCGGUGCCUAGCGGGCUGCCUAAGCUGCGCGACCCCGUGAGCGACUGGAAGCUGAUGGGGGCGGUGGCCGUGGGCUCGCUGGGCGUGGCGGCCGUCAGCUUCGCGGUGAGCACGUCAAUGGCGCUGCUGCUGGCGCGCGGCCGCUACCGCGUGCGCCUCAACCAGGAGCUGCUGGCGCAGGGGCUCGCCGCGGUCGCCUCCGCCGUCAGCGGGGGCGUGCCGCCCUCCGCCUCGCUGUCGCGCUCCCUGCUGCAGAGGGACGCGGGCGGCUCCACGCAGCUCGCCGGCCUCGUGUCCUGCGCCGUGCUGCUGGCUGUGGUGCAGGGCGCCGGUCCGCUGUUCGAGCCUCUGCCCAGGGCCGUGCUCGCCGCCGUCAUCAUCGUGGCCCUCAGGGGAAUGGUGAUGGCGGCGAGCCGCGACGUGCCGCGCAUGUUCCGGCUGAGCUUGCUCGACGGCGGCGUGUGGGUGGCCUCCUUCCUGGGCGUCGUGCUGCUCGACACGGCGCUCGGCCUGCUGCUGGGCGUCGCGCUGUCGCUGCUCUUCCUGGUCGUCAGGGGGGCCGCGCCGCGAGUCCAGGUGCUCGGCAUGCUGGCCGCCGCCAAAGGGCCCCCGGCGUACGUGGAACUGGACGGCAACGCGGCCGCCGUGGAGCGGCCCGGCGUGCGCGUAGUGCGGCUGCUGGCCGGCGCGGCGCUGGCGUUCCCCAGCCGGGACGAGCUGCGCGAGCAGGUGUUCGGCGCGGUGGGCGUGGAGCCGGCCAGGGUGCUGGAGCUGCAGCGGCUGGCGCUGGCCGCCGAGCCGGACUCCGCCCAGCAGCGCGACCUGCUGGAGCGCGCCGAGCAGGCGGCGACGCCGCAGUGGCGCGUGCGCGCCGGCGCCGCGCCGCAGCCGCGCCGCCUCACGCACGUCGUGCUCGACCUCUCCACCGUCACCUCCUGCGACUUCUCGUCCGCCAGGAGCCUCGAGCUGCUCGCCGCCAUCUACGAGGCCAUCGACGUCACCAUGGUGCUCGUGCUGCAGCAGCCCCUCUACUCGCUCGAGUCGGUGCUCAGCGUGGACGCCGCCGUGCGGAUGAUCGGCGGAGUCAGGGAAGAAGAAGGAGAAGACUGA